AAUUUUAAUAAAAAAAAAUAUUUAUUUUUUUGCAAAUAUCAAGCAAUUGCAGAUUGAAUGAUUGAAGUAUUAGUGAAUGAUCCGAGGCGAUCCAAUUUAAAUAUUGGAAGUAGUGAUAAAAUUAUGUCAUCAGCACAUUUUGCAGCUUCAUUUAGACGAUCGCCAAGUAUUCAGAAUUCUUCAGCUCCUUCGUCGCCUCCCGCUGGAAUGGCAAUCACAGCAUCAACAACAGUACCGCAAGGCGCUCGCAGCGCAUCUCCAAUAAGUGCCCAAACACGACCCGGCACAGGACCUCCGUCAAGCGAGAGACAAACAACGACAAUUCCCGCAACUUCAGGCAGUGCGCCGAGACCUUCAUCUGCUGCGGGCGCUCAAGGAGCUCCAAAAUGCUGUGAUAAUGGGCGACUUGUUGUCGAUCCACACACAAAUCAAACCAUGUGUUCGUGUCAAUACGAACGCGAAGCGUACCAAAAAUUAGCAAGUAUGGGAUUACCGGGAUCUGCAAUGCAAUUAUAUGGCGCUCCAUAUCCAGAAGGCAUGGCAGCUUACUUUCCGGGACUCGAUCAACCUCCUUUCUAUCCAAAUCCGGCGGCGGCUGGUUUAGAUUUAAAAGAGAAUUUAGCAGCAGGUGCAGGCGCACCAUGGCCUGGAUAUCCUCCAAUGUACGAUCCAUACGGCCCGUUUGGAGGUUAUCCAUUUAGUAAUGGAUAUGUUGAUCUAAAUGGAGCUCGGCGGAAAAAUGCAACACGAGAAACGACAAGUACACUAAAAGCUUGGCUUCAGGAACACAAGAAAAAUCCGUAUCCAACAAAGGGAGAGAAAAUUAUGCUCGCAAUAAUCACAAAAAUGACAUUAACGCAAGUAUCGACGUGGUUCGCGAAUGCUCGGAGACGAUUGAAGAAGGAAAAUAAAAUGACAUGGGAGCCGAGAAAUCGCGUGGAAGAUGAUGAUGUCAAUCUAGAAGAUGACGAUAACAAAAGUGACGACGGAAAAGAUUUACUUGAUUCCAAAGACUCCGGCACAGCAUCAAGCGAAGAUGGCGAUCGACCAUCCCGCAUGGAUAUGCUCGAUCGUUCGCAUCCCGCACAUUGGGAUGGUUCUCGUAACGGAAGCGGGCCCAAUUCGCCCGAUAUUAUGUACGAUCCUCGUCAUCCGGGGCAUCCAGCGCACCAUCAUCUCGCUGCGCAUGGUCAUCCAUUGUUUCACCCCGCCGCCUUGCAACAUUUACGCCCUCCCGUUGGCACGCCGCCCGACAGCAAUCACAAUACAACGCCAAACACAAACAAUAAGCCACGAAUUUGGUCGCUUGCCGAUAUGGCGAGCAAAGAAAACUCAAGUAGUAAAGAUCGCAGCGAAGAGAAUCCGUAUGCACAAAAUUCGUCGCCGGGUAAGAUUAUGUCGCCGCUUGCACGAGGACUUCCAUACCAUCCGUAUCUGACGAGGCCCGAAGCGUAUCGGAGUUUGUAUCCGAGUGCGCAUGAACUUGCUGCCUUGGAACAAUAUCAGAGACACUUUCUCGCCGCAAACGGAUUAUCGAGUGCGGGUUUAAUGGGAAAAGGACCUUUUACGCCGUUGAGCUUAACGACAGCGCCUCCAAAUCACAGUAGUUCAAGUAGCAAUAAUAACAAUAACAGUCCCCAUCUGCUGAGAGCUUCAUCGCCUGCGUCGAGCACAUCGUCGACAGAUCGCGAAAUUAGUGUUAGCGACAAACCCACUCCGCUUACGACACAUAAACCUUGACAGCUAGAAAUUAGAA
This is a messenger RNA of Culicoides brevitarsis, 1756 nucleotides long. It is a transcript of the gene mirr, whose product is annotated as homeobox protein araucan. Gene Ontology annotation, molecular function: RNA polymerase II cis-regulatory region sequence-specific DNA binding; DNA-binding transcription factor activity, RNA polymerase II-specific. NCBI's taxonomy places the organism in Eukaryota, Metazoa, Arthropoda, Insecta, Diptera, Ceratopogonidae. The transcript has 5 exons. Gene Ontology annotation, biological process: cell development; neuron differentiation; regulation of transcription by RNA polymerase II. The coding region runs from base 58 to 1740 and encodes 560 amino acids. Gene Ontology annotation, cellular component: nucleus. The record is from RefSeq and is a predicted model, not a curated record.